AUGAUUGCAUCACAUAAAGCUCUAUUAGUUCAUAAUUUUACCGUCUUACUCGAUUCCUCUGAUCUUCAACAUAAAAAGCUAAGAUUGAGACCUUUCAAAGCUACAACUCUUGAUAAUUUUUAUGCAACUCAAGGGUCAUUAAACCGAUUGAUGAUUUAUUUCGUUAGCACUACUAAGAUUUAAGUUGGGAAGCAGGAUGAGUGCUAGCAAUAUUUAUGGAAGCAGCUACUUAUUUUAGAUUUUAGGGGAUCAAGAUCGGUCUAAAGUUUGCUUCUGAUAAUCAGAGAGGGCAAAAUUUAAAUACUUCUCGAUUCCCCGUUUAGCCAUUAAUUUCCUAAUUGGUUCAAAUUUGUCCAAGUAAUUUUGGAAUUAGUAGUAAAUACAUUAGAUAGCAAUUUAUUUAGAUCUAAUUUACAAAUUCAUCAAAGCAUGAACUUUGAUUCUGCUGAGUAAUCAGGAGUAUCAGGAUUGAAUAAUUUCAAUCCCAAGUAUUGGAUAUGUAAUGGCUUAAUAUGGAGGUUAUUGGUGGGUGAACUAUCACCACGUAAUAAUUGA
Stylonychia lemnae is the source of this 555-nucleotide messenger RNA. The record is from the annotation of a GenBank genome assembly. NCBI's taxonomy places the organism in Eukaryota, Ciliophora, Spirotrichea, Sporadotrichida, Oxytrichidae.